Molecule: messenger RNA, 951 nt
Organism: Sclerotinia borealis F-4128
Lineage: Eukaryota; Fungi; Ascomycota; Leotiomycetes; Helotiales; Sclerotiniaceae
Source: the annotation of a GenBank genome assembly
AUGGCUUGUAGAACAGCAUUCCGACCAAUAGCCCGCUCGAGUACCAUCCGCCAAGCGAAUCCGAGUACCGGUACAUCUUCAACACAUACAUCGUCCGCGGGCACCUCUGCCUCUGCCUCGCAUAAUGAAGAUGGACGCACCACACAUUUUGGAUUUGAGACGGUGCCGGAGGCGGAGAAGGAAGCCAGAGUUGCGGGCGUCUUUAGUAAUGUGGCUGCCUCGUAUGAUGCUAUGAAUGAUUUUAUGUCGUUGGGGAUUCAUAGGUUGUGGAAAGACCACUUCGUCCGCUCCAUCAACCCCGGUUUUGCACCCCCCUCCUCUCCCUCCCCAUCCACCCCAACCCCCGGCUGGAAAAUGCUCGACAUAGCCGGCGGCACCGGCGACAUCGCCUUCCGACUCCUCGACCACGCCACCCAAAUAAACCACUCCCCCUCCAGCAGCAUAACCAUCUCCGACAUCAACCCCUCCAUGCUCUCCGAAGGACGCAAGCGUUCCCUCUCCACCCCCUACGCCCACUCCCCCCGCCUCUCCUUCCUUCUCGCCAACGCCGAAACCCUCCCCAUGAUCCCCUCCAACUCCCUCGACCUCUACACCGUCGCCUUCGGCAUUCGCAACUUCACCGACAAGUCCGCCGCCCUGCGGGAAGCGCACCGCGUGCUAAAACCCGGUGGUUUAUUCGCAUGUUUGGAAUUUUCCGGUGUGACGAAUCCGCUGUUUAAUGCGAUAUAUAAGCGCUGGAGCUUCGGCGCCAUCCCAUUGAUAGGACAGUUGGUGGCGGGCGAUCGAGAGAGUUAUCAGUAUUUGGUGGAGAGUAUUGAGAAGUUUCCGAGGCAGGAGGAGUUUCGGGAUAUGAUCAAGGAAGCGGGGUUUGUGGUGCCUGGGAAGGGGUGGGAGGAUUUGACGGGCGGAAUUGCGGCCAUUCAUAAGGGGGUCAAACCUUUGGAAAAGUAG